AUUGUGGCAGCUGUGAAGAAAACUGGCUUCGAUCCCCGAAGACCUGAUGAGGAGAUCUGGAGUUUCCCGGUUUCUCUCAUGUUCUCCAUCAGUGUGAUCACUAUGGUUGGCUAUGGGGAAUUCACCCCAACCACGGACUGGGGAAAGAUCAGCACCAUGGUCUAUGCUUUUUUCGGGAUCCCCAUCUACAUCCUGUACUUGAGCAACAUGGGGAAAAUUCUUGCUGAAACUUUCAAGUACUUGUACGCGCGUCUCUACCUCUGCAACCACCGCCACGGGAACAAGCACGGCAACCUCGCCAGUGGCAACCACAAGUACAGGCUGCAGUACGAGGCAGGGGGCAAGUUGCAGGACCCGGGUCUGCCGAUCAUCACAGUAGAGGAUCCCGACGGGAUGAACCAGGGUUCGGGGGCCGAGAAGCCCGUUAUUGUGCCGACCACGGCCUGCAUGUGGGUCAUGGUGCUUUACAUCACGGUGGCCACAAUUACGUUUGCAGAAUGGGAGCAGUGGAAUUAUCUGGAUUCCGCGUAUUUUGUGGCUACGACACUCAUGAAAAUCGGCCUGGGGGAUUUUGUUCCGGGAACCAGCAGGAACAGUAGGGAAGCAGCUGGGAGCUCAAAAGAAGCAAACCAGACCAAACUGGUCAUCAACUUCCUGUUCAUCCUCAUCGGCAUGGGCCUGGUAGCCAUGUGCUACUACCUCAUGAGGGAAGAGGUGAUGGUGAAGGUUGGCAAGCUCAAGGAACAAGUCAAAGACAGAUGUCGCCCUCUGGACUCGUCCUCAUCAGCCAGUGGCUCCAGCAGUCAUCACGCCAUUCCUGUCCCUCAUCAGCACCAUCAGCACAAUAUCAGAGGGAUACAGCACACUGAAAGCUAUGCACGGGCAUACUGAAAAGAAGGAGUGGGACGGUGAGCGACAUCUGUGUGUCAGGUGUGCGUUUUUCGAUGAGUUACCGCCUGUUUUUGAGCUUGUCGUCGUGGAUGAGACUCGGUUCGUUCGUCGGUGUUUUGAGAAAGCGUCGGCGAGGUCAGUGUGUGAAGAUUAUUUGUUUUCUUUUUUUUUUUUUUCAUUGAUGAUGAUGAUGAAAUUCGAGGGCAUGUGUGGGAUAUUGUUUUGUGCAGAAGGAGCAAAGUUGUUAUAUAUUCACGCGUUAGAUAUGAACUGCGAGCUGAUGGGAUUGACGAGAGCAUUUGCAAAAUACACCGGUGAAGUUUCAUCACCACCUCUUUUUGAUGCACGGAUAGUAA
Molecule: messenger RNA, 1247 nt
Organism: Notodromas monacha
Lineage: Eukaryota; Metazoa; Arthropoda; Ostracoda; Podocopida; Cyprididae
Source: the annotation of a GenBank genome assembly